AUGACUCUGUUAUGUUUCUUUGUGGCUCACCUAAACUGAAUUCGCAGUUGCGGUGUAUAAACUUUUGUUGAACAAUAGCCUCACCUCAGCAUGGACUUUGACUUUUAGUCUCUGGUGAAAAACGUUUUUUGAAUAGUGUCUGACCGAAGCAUAGACUCUCCCUUUUAGUUCAGUGAAAAACUCGAACUUCAUACCCGUGCGCUUAAUGCUGUAAUUCAUUGAAUAAAUGUAAAUUAAACUUAAACAACAAGUAUUUUUCACUAACCAGAAAUACAGCAUUUUUUUAUUGCAACUUAGCCUUAAAAAUAGCCACCACUAGUUUCCCACAAAAUGAAAACCAGUGGUGGUCGGAGUCGCGAAUUGGCUAAUUGGAAAUAAACCCUUCAAAAUUUGUAAUGAACAGUGAAAUUUUCUACGCAACCCAAAAGAAUUAUAAAGUUUUUGCCUAACUAUAUCUAACAUAAAAGAACCCUCCAAGGAAAGAAGUAAAAAAAUUGGACUUAUAAAGGUAGAUACAUCGACAAAGUCUGGCCGAAAAAAUUAAACAAGCUCUUCAGAUACCGACUUUGACUAUUAGUUGAAAAAACAUGCACUUUAAAUGCCCCCUCCCUGCCCCCCCUCCCCCCCUCCCAUCAUCCAUCACCACCCUGCAAUAGGCUUCGCCUUUGAACGUGUGUCCACUUACAGGAUUAUAUGAAUUAUACUACUACAUGAGAAAUUUCUGCAAUUUGAUUGGCUGAGAGUAGUGGUAUUUCGGCUUAAUCGGAAUUACCUACAUGUGAAAACUACAAACCUUUUGCAGGUAGUAGUGUAAACAAAUAAUAGCCUGAUUUGUAGGUGAUAUUUGGCAUGAAUACCACUCGUGAUAUUUCAUAAUUGUCUCAAAUUUCACUCGCCUAACGGCUCGAAAUAUCACUUGCGGUAUUUAUGCCAAAUAUUACUAGUUAUCAUGCUAUUAGCUAUACUAAUUUGUUAACAUCCCCGCUUGUAAUUAAAUCCAACCAUUAAGGUAUAUGCAAGUACAAACAGUACUCGGACUUCUUAUAAAAUAUUUUGUACUGCUUUGAUGUAGAAAAUCAGCUGUGUUUAAACAUCUUCUAUCUUUGGCUCCAGUUGUUCAAACGUCAGAGAGUGCUUAAUCCACUGGAUGACGCCCUAUUCAAUACAUAAGUGUUAGGGAAACGAACUGCAUAACAUUACCCACCUUUAAACAACUAGAGCUUGGUUUGGUGUAUAUUGAAACAAAAUUAUUUUCAUUUAUGCCAGAUUUAAGUACUGGUUAGUUCACCAUAUCAAAGUAGCACGUUACAUAUCCCACUAUUAUGGGAAAAACUGUCACUAUCAUUUUGCAGUAACCUGUGCGGUCAUUUAAGGAAAAAGUGAAAUUAAAAAUAUUACAUUUUUACAUCAAAUACAGCUUUGAAAGGCUAAUGAAAACCCUCAGCUUAUAAACCUUGUCAGAGUGUCCCUAGUCUGUUUACUUUAUUACGAGACUUGCUGAACAAUCAGCUGCACUUCCUUGUACUUCUUUUACGAGUUGACUAAUGCUUCAGAGAUCAACUGCACGAAAGGAACUAAAUUCGAUACUAUUAGAGUAUCAGGUGACGUGCGUUCUACGUGACUCAGUCUAGGGUAGUGUUAUAUUUUGCACAGUGAGUAAAUGCCAAAAAAUAUAUAAUGUUCUCCUUUUUUCGUUGCCUUUCAGGUCUGUCAUUUCAUAACAAAAAACAGAAAUUUUCAUCUUAAGGAAAUCCGUAGUUAAGGGAUUAGGAAGUGUAUUUGCACGGUAUGACCAAAGAGUCAUAAGCUACCUAUAGUUACACAAAAUUACAGGUACAAAAUUAGGCACAAUAUGACAACGUUGAGGGAGGUGUGAAAUGAAACGUAGUUCAUAAUAAUAAACUACAAUAAUAGUACACAACGACUGAGUGUUUAUAUUCAUGAUUCCAAAGUCGUGUAUUAAGGUUAAAGACAGAUUUCUGCCCUGCCGACCCAGACGUAAAAAGUUUCCGGUUUUAUAAUACGUCGCGUGUAAUUAUCACGUAACUUUUUCUGGGUCAAGUAAGUUGUAUUUUUAGUUCGAAAACUUAACCUACGUUGUAGGCGAUAUUUUGGGCGCGAUCGAGAAAAACGAGUCACCUAAAAUAGAAUUUGGAUACAAUGAAGCACGUAGAACUUAGUCACGUGGUAUAUGCUCUGCUAGAUUUUACUCUCUAAUAUAAGCAGGCUUUUCAAACUUUUGUGCAACUUCAUCGACCCAUUUUAUCUCUAAGCCACGUUUCGUCAGCUCGUAAAAGAAAUGCAACGAAGUGAAGCUGAAGGUUACCAGCAAGCCUCGCUUUCCGAGCAAAAAGUGGACGGUGAAGACUUCAUCCAAACAGAUGUCUGCCCCAAAGCUGGAGACUUCAUCUUGGAUUUAGGCUGCGGUACAGGAGAACUGUCUGCAUACCUCGCAAAGUUGGUAGGACCCAAAGGAAAGAUUAUUGGUGUCGAUCCUGACGAGGAACGAAUUCAACUGGCCAAAGAGUCGCACAGUCAAAUCGAGAAUCUCUCGUUUGUAGAAGGGAGUGCCAUAAACUUCCCAGGAAUUGGUGCUGAAGUCUACGACAUCAUUUUCAGUAAUCACGCUCUUCAUUGGAUGUCUAACAAGCAACAAGUCUUCAACAACAUGUUUGACAGUCUUAAGGUUGGAGGAAAAGUAGCAGUUCAGUACAUGUCCUAUCUACCCUUGUUUGAUUACAACGCUUACGUGCUACUGAAUCCCGAAAACGCAGAGCGUAUUUUUCGUUUGUUCCAUCUUGAGUCAAAAACGAAAAUCGAGCGGUAUUGUUUAUCGGCGGGAUUUGAAAUCAUUCGGAGUUUUGACACCCACUGCAAGGGGCUUGUGUUUGAAACCGUUCAGGAGCUCCUCGAGUGGCAAUGGUCGGGUACAUAUGGCGUGUUUGAUCCUUCCCUUGUCACUGAAGAGCGUUUGCAAAAGUAUCUAGCUCCCUACACUGAUGAAGACGGGAAGCUCUCUCUUGACUUUCGAGGAACGAAACAUGAAAAGGUUACUGCUUCCCGACUGAAAGCCGUUAAGAAAGACAAAGAACAUUCAUAA
Molecule: messenger RNA, 3100 nt
Organism: Porites lobata
Lineage: Eukaryota; Metazoa; Cnidaria; Anthozoa; Scleractinia; Poritidae
Source: the annotation of a GenBank genome assembly